Molecule: messenger RNA, 1074 nt
Organism: Williopsis jadinii
Lineage: Eukaryota; Fungi; Ascomycota; Saccharomycetes; Phaffomycetales; Wickerhamomycetaceae
Gene: CDC73
Product: Cdc73p
Exons: 1
Coding region: 1-1074 (357 amino acids)
Biological process (GO): transcription elongation by RNA polymerase II; positive regulation of transcription elongation by RNA polymerase II
Cellular component (GO): Cdc73/Paf1 complex
Molecular function (GO): RNA polymerase II complex binding
Source: RefSeq, a predicted model, not a curated record
AUGACUGAUGCAUUGAGCCUACUGAAAUCCCACUUGGACAGUGCGCACCUCGUUGACGGGGAUGGCGAUACCGCUGACUUCACAAAGGCCACUGGACUAUCGCUCGGAGGAGCCAUAACACCAUUGGACACGGUGACGACCUACUUUGUCCAAGGUAAGGGCAUCUCACUUCGGGAGUGCUUCUUCGCAUGGACCAACAGACAGCUCUCGCGUACCGACUUCCUGGAGAAAGCUGAGCAGUGUGGCGUGAACGCCCUGGGAUUCCUACAGAGAUCUGAUCUUUGCUCGUGGUUGCAAGGCGAUAAACCAGAAUUCGAAUUCAGCGAGCGUGGCGAAGAGGAGGUCACGAGCUCCAAGGAGCACGCAGCUGUCGAAGACAGCUCUCUGCUCACUGCAGUCCUAUCGCACGAGCGCCAGCUGCUGGAUCACAAUACCUCGUUGAGAGGCACCAAAGUGGUUGAUUUCACGAACGUGGCCGAGUCGUGCAAGAGGAACUAUCUACAGCCACCAAAGGACAAGCGCAAGCAAGCCACGUCGCUGGCGUCCUCCACUGGACCCCAUGCUAAGCGUCAUAAGCGUCCACAGAACCCAAUCUUCCUCAUCUCGCCCUCUGCGUCUGCCGUGUUGACCAUGAGCAAUAUCAAGUCAUUCUUGGAGAAGGGCCUCUACAUCAACCCACAAACCACUGACCCAGAGCAGCAACAGCUGCUCUCAAGCUCAGACAUAGCCAUGGUCACACACACGUUCCCUAAGAUCGGCAGAGUCACCUUCAUGUGCGUUGAUAACACGGACAAGUUCAGCAAAGAGGAGCACUGGGACAGAACCAUGGCCGUGUUCACCACUGGACAGAAGUGGCAGUUCAAGAACUACAAGUGGUCGGACCCAACAGAGCUCUUCCAAAGAGUAAAAGGCUACUACUUCCACUUCGACAAGGAUCCAAUCCCACAGACCUGCAAUGACUGGAACGUGGAGAAGGUUGGCCUGGACAAGCACAAGAGGUUCAAGGACGCUGUGGUCUUGAACCAUUUCUGGGAUAGCAUCGAGCGCGUGAUGAUAUCGAAGGGAUGGGAGUAG